GUGAUGUGGCGCGAUAUUUUUUUAUAUUUAACACUAAUCGUUUUAUUUUUCUUUAUUUUCUUGGCACAAUUAAUUGUCAAUGUGUAUGCAUUUCAACGUCAGCCCCCCGUACCCAAACCAAAUGCCGAACGUAAUGAUAUAAUCUUUGUUUAAAAAUAGUAACGGUUGUAAUUAAAAAUAGUGUGGCGAGGAAAACAACAGCAACAAAGUAAAACAAUUUGAAGGCAUGACAGAAAUUAAAAAA
Messenger RNA from Lucilia sericata (common green bottle fly), 244 nucleotides. RefSeq lists its product as uncharacterized. The transcript has a single exon. The record is from RefSeq and is a predicted model, not a curated record. NCBI's taxonomy places the organism in Eukaryota, Metazoa, Arthropoda, Insecta, Diptera, Calliphoridae. The coding region runs from base 4 to 153 and encodes 49 amino acids.